UUGGGGUCGUACCGCUCGACGUGGUUGAGGCACUGCACGCCGUCCUGCCCGCCCACGGCGUACAGCGCGCCGUCCAGCACGGGCACGUACCUUGGUCCAGCGGUUGUCCUUGGGGUCGUACCGCUCGACGUGGUUGAGGCACUGCACGCCGUCCUGCCCGCCCACGGCGUACAGCGCGCCGUCCAGCACGGGCACGUACCUUGGUCCAGCGGUUGUCCUUGGGGUCGUACCGCUCGACGUGGUUGUGGCACUGCACGCCGUCCUGCCCGCCCACGGCGUACAGCGCGCCGUCCAGCACGGGCACGUACCUUGGUCCAGCGGUUGUCCUUGGGGUCGUACCGCUCGACGUGGUUGAGGCACUGCACGCCGUCCUGCCCGCCCACGGCGUACAGCGCGCCGUCCAGCACGGGCACGUACCUUGGUCCAGCGGUUCUCCUUGGGGUCGUACCGCUCGACGUGGUUGAGGCACUGCACGCCGUCCUGCCCGCCCACGGCGUACAGCGCGCCGUCCAGCACGGGCACGUACCUUGGUCCAGCGGUUGUCCUUGGGGUCGUACCGCUCGACGCGGUUGA
This is a messenger RNA of Parnassius apollo (apollo), 573 nucleotides long. The record is from the annotation of a GenBank genome assembly. NCBI's taxonomy places the organism in Eukaryota, Metazoa, Arthropoda, Insecta, Lepidoptera, Papilionidae.